AUGUUUCACAUCGAAGGCGACGGCGAGCUUGCCUUCAUCGCGCCAGGAAUCGUCUUUCGUCCGGGAGACCUCGAAGGGCGAGAGUUGAUCCUCCGCGACUUGGACGAGUGCCUUGUUGUCGUCGCCGACAAAAUCCCCGCCGCGCGCGUUCGACGUCUCCGCACAUGCCUCGUAUUAUCGCAAGAAGCCGUUUUUGGACCACAAUUGCUCGAGCUCCGGGUCGUCGCGCGGCACAGUGUUGAAGCUGAUCGCACAGAAACGAAGAGAGAAGACGAAACAGCGGAGAGCGAGAGGUGCGCCGUUCCGCCGAGAAGCGAACAGCCGCAAGGCCUCGAGCCAGCCUGCUUGUGGCAAGACGUCAAGGACUUUGACUGGAUUAAGAAACAGGCGUCGCCUCACUGGAAGGCCGUUCCUCUCUGUCCUCCGUUCAACUUUUCUCUCGCGCCUCUGACUCUCCACGUAGAGGCUCAAAACAGCGGUCUCACCGCCCCGCCGCGUUCCGUGCCGGGCCAGGUUUUGGAGCCCAACGCGCCCGAAUGGUUCAGCAUUGCAGCCUUACGAGCCGCGGCGUCAGCGGGGGCUCUGGCCCUCAGAGCGGCUCGCGAGGCGACGGCAGGGGACAGAAGUGUAUCCUUGCCCGAGGACGAGGAAGAAGACGAAAUAUGA
Messenger RNA from Neospora caninum, 666 nucleotides. RefSeq lists its product as hypothetical. NCBI's taxonomy places the organism in Eukaryota, Apicomplexa, Conoidasida, Eucoccidiorida, Sarcocystidae. The coding region runs from base 1 to 666 and encodes 221 amino acids. The transcript is spliced from 6 exons. The record is from RefSeq and is a predicted model, not a curated record.